Messenger RNA from Syngnathus typhle (broad-nosed pipefish), 1620 nucleotides. RefSeq names its product transmembrane protein 45a (gene tmem45a). The transcript has 6 exons. The record is from RefSeq and is a predicted model, not a curated record. The coding region runs from base 379 to 1212 and encodes 277 amino acids. Lineage: Eukaryota; Metazoa; Chordata; Actinopteri; Syngnathiformes; Syngnathidae.
CGUGCUGCGGGCCUCGUUUCUGCUCGGUCCGACUCGGCAGUACGGAAAUUUGCGGAUUCUUUUUUUUUUUCUUGAGCGGGCGGAGGGAAAGUGCACACGUGGAAACCUGAGAUUGACGCGUGUUUCGGCCAUCGGAAUAUCGUGAAUGUGACGUCGCUGAGCCUUGCCAACCAAUCACAGCGCUCGAGAGGGAAAAUGGGGAAAAAAGAUGUUGUGAAACGGUUCAGAGGCGACGAGGAUUUUGAGGAAAAAGUAAGGGUCUACUUCGAUGAGGAAGUUUGGUCAAAUGAUGGAAAAUUCAAAAAGUGCUCAUUUUUAUUUUAACUAACUUUUUCUUUUUGAAAUAUUAGGAGACACAACUACUUUGGGAGUUGCAUCAUGGGGAGCUUCAAGGGCCACGCGCUUCCUGGGACCUUUUUCCUAAUUGGCGGCCUCUGGUGGACGGCAAAGUACUCACUGUGGCACGCCACCCGCCGGAACAAGAACAUCGGUUCCACCCGGCUGAGCAGCCGAGCGGCGCAACGUCGCCUGGAGGUCAUAGAAAGCUCGCUGGUUCUCUUCUUCUCGUUAGCAGGGAUGAUAGCGGAGCAGUUCUUGGCCGACGGACCGAGACUCAGGCUGUACGACUCUGCGGAGAAGCAAUGGAAAGACCUGAUGAACUGGCAACACGCCACCAUGUAUCUCUUCUUCGGCCUGGCAGGAUGCGUGUCCCUGAUUGUCCACACCACCGAGGCCGCGCCCCUCGCCCUCGACAGGAUGAUGAUGGCAAUCGCCUUCUUUAAUGAAGGGUUCCUCUUCCUUUAUCACCUCCAUGGCCGGUCCAUGCUGGACGUGCAUUUGCACAUGUUGCUGCUCUACGCUGUUUUCGGCGGGGCGGUGGUGGCCUUCCUGGAGCUUUUUCACCGAGGCAACAUCCUUCUGGAGCUGCUGCGCUGCGCCCUGACGCUGUUGCAGGGUAGCUGGUUCUGGCAGAUCGGUUACGUGCUGUACCCUCCCAGUGGGGCCCAGUGGGACCCCAAGGACCACAACAACAUGAUGUUCAUCACCAUGUGCUACUCGUGGCACCUCGCCUUCGCCAUGCUGGGCGUAGGCACGCUCUACUGCCUGGUCAGCUGUGCCGUUCGCACCCGACUGAAGAAAACCCCCCCAGUGGAAAUGGGCCUGUUGAAGCGCAGCAACAAAGACCCUGAAUCUGAGGACGAGGCGGUGUGACGCCGACCACCGCCACCGUGGUCGUUUAAAAUCAGGGACAAUAUGUUUGAGGUGUGAGGAGAAUCAUCCAUCACUGCCUUCAUGUGUUAUUCGAACAGCCUUAAGUAGCUUGUAUUUUCGGGGCCCAUGAUAUCAACGGUAGCUAGCUAUUCUGCUAUUGCUAUACUAGCCAGUAUGAGCAGGGUGGGGCCCUGUUUUGCCAAACUGUUUGUAUUUUAUAACGUUAUUUCAUGUCAUUACACUUGAGUAUUGUUACGUCAUAUUUGGUCGUGAACAAACAAACAAACCACACACUUCUAUUUAUGUUCCUACAAACGUGUUAAGAAAUAAUGACGGUAUCUUUUUAAGAGUGACUUGCACUUUAUCACAUGUUUUUUGCAACACUAAUAAAAAUAUAUUAUGUCUAAA